CCCACCACGGCCGCCGACACCUCCUCUCUGACCACCAGCACCUUGUCUCCAUCCACCACGAGGGUCACCACUACUCCCAUCGCUACGACCACCCCCAACGCUGCCACCACCACCACCACCGUCCCCAUCGUUACGACCACCCCCAACGCUAACACCACCACAACCACCGUCCCCAUCGUUACGACCACCCCCAACGCUACCACCACCACCACCACCGUCCCCAUGGCUACGACCACCCCCAACGCUACCACCACCACCACCACCGUCCCCAUCGCUACAACGACCCCCACCACCACCACCACCACCACCGUCCCCAUCGCUACGACCACCCCCAAUGCUACCACCACCACCACCGUCCCCAUCCCUACGACCACCCCCAACGCUACCACCACCUCCACCGUCCCCAUCGCUACGACUACCCCCAACGCUACCACCACCACCACCACCGUCCCCAUCGUUACGACCACCCCCAACGCUACCACCACCACCACCACCGUCCCCAUGGCUACGACCACCCCCACCACCACCGUCCCCAUCGUUACGACCACCCCCAACGCUACCACCACCACCACCACCGUCCCCAUCGCUACGACCACCCCCAACGCUACCACCACCACCACCACCGUCCCCAUCGUUACGACCACCCCCAACGCUAACACCACCACCACCACCGUCCCCAUCGUUACGACCACCCCCAACGCUACCACCACCACCACCACCGUCCCCAUUGUUACAACCACCCCCAACGCUACCACCACCACCGUCCCCAUCGUUACGACCACCCCCAACGCUACCACCACCACCACCACCGUCCCCAUCGCUACGACCACCCCCAACGCUACCACCACCACCACAACCGUCCCCAUCGUUACGACCACCCCCAACGCUACCACCACCACCACCACCGUCCCCAUCGUUACGACCACCCCCAACGCUAACACCACCACCACCACCGUCCCCAUCGCUACGACCACCCCCAACGCUACCACCACCACCACCACCGUCCCCAUCGCUACGACCACCCCCAACGCUACCACCACCACCACCACCGUCACCAUCGUUACGACCACCCCCAACGCUACCACCACCACCACCACCGUCCCCAUCGUUACGGCCACCCCCAACGCUACCACCACCACCACCGUCCCCAUCGCUACGACCACCCCCAACACUACCACCACCACCACCGUCCCCAUCGUUACCACCACCCCCAACGCUAACACCACCACCACCGUCCCCAUCGCUACGACCACCCCCAACGCUACCACCACCACCACCACCGUCCCCAUCGCUACGACCACCCCCAACGCUACCACCACCACCACCGUCCCCAUCGUUACGACCACCCCCAACGCUACCACCACCACCACCACCGUCCCCAUCGUUACGACCACCCCCAACGCUACCACCACCACCACCACCGUCCCCAUCGCUACGACCACCCCCAACGCUACCACCACCACCACCGUCCCCAUCGUUACGACCACCCCCAACGCUACCACCACCACCACCACCGUCCCCAGCGUUACGACCACGCCCAACGCUACCACCACCACCACCGUCCCCAGCGUUACGACCACGCCCAACGCUACCACCACCACCACCACCGUCCCCAUCGCUACGACCACCCCCAACGCUAACACCACCACCACCACCGUCCCCAUCGCUUCCACCACCCCCAACGCUACCACCACCACCACCACCGUCCCCAUCGCUACAACGACCCCCACCACCACCGUCCCCAUCGUUACGACCACCCCCAACGCUACCACCAACACAACCACCGUCCCCAUCGCUACGACCACCCCCAACGCUAACACCACCACCACUGUCCCCAUCCACCACCACCGUCCCCAACGUUACGACCACGCCCAACGCUACCACCACCACCACCACCGUCCCCAUCGCUACGACCACCCCCAACGCUAA
Molecule: messenger RNA, 1929 nt
Organism: Phalacrocorax carbo (great cormorant)
Lineage: Eukaryota; Metazoa; Chordata; Aves; Suliformes; Phalacrocoracidae
Source: RefSeq, a predicted model, not a curated record